AUGAGGCCACUCCGUAGUCAACCCAGUGACACAGGACAUAGCCUCAUGACGAUGCGUAUCACCAGGUCUUCGUUUAAGAUGUCUGGAAACAAUGAAAUUUCUCAUGAUGCCGACAUAUCAGAUCUAACGUUUCAAAGUCUAGAAAACCGUCUAAAUACAUCUAGCAUACAUAUUAGUCCUAAAUCUUCACCAAGUGUCGAGGUCCAUCAGUCACUCCUUAACUCAAGGAAACGUGGACGCCCAGCUAAAGAAAAGUUGGAAAACUUAGUUGAUUCCAGUGAAAACCCUGAAAAUCUCUCACUUAAUAGAUUAAAUGUUAGUGUAGCAAAAAUCCCACCUGAUGAAUGUGAAAGUUAUUACAAGGAACAAACGUUUAACAAACCUUCAAACUGUAGUAGUUCAGAUGACUCUGUCGUACAUUAUGUGCGUAAAUUACGCCCCCGUCGAUCAGGAUCAAAUUAUUGUUCUACUGAAAGAAGAUCUUUACAUCGAAGCAGUAAAUUUCGACGCGUUCGUUGUGAAGUUAGCAUUUCAAAUAAUAACAAUACAUCACAGGGCAGUUAUUCAACAGAUGGCAAAUCCUAUCCGAACUCUGUUACCUUUCGUGAUGACCAUAAUGAUGCUAUUUUAGAAGAUGAAGAUGAUGAAGAUCAGGGGGAUAACGAUGAACAACGAACAAGACGGUAUCCAGUACGUAAUCGUAGAAAUACUACUGUUUAUCAAGUUGAAAAUCCUCAAAACAAUCAUCACAACAAUCCGCCUCAACAACAGCGGAACUGGAUGGCUGGUACUGGAUAUGAUAAACAUAAACGAUCGCGUCGGUUUAAAUCAAAAUACCGCAAAAAUUUGGAUCAUCGUGGUUCUAGUACAUCCUCUUCUUCUAGUGAUUCGGAUGGAUCAUUAUGUGUUCGCAGUUCUAUUCGUCGUGGAUGGGAUCGUUUAUACUACUCUGCCAAAGAGAAUAAUGGUCCUGUUACUGCUGUUGAUGAUGAUGAAAAACGUUUUGAACGUCGUGUUAAUAAAAGCAUUAUGCACGCCAGGUCGGAAUUAAUGCCAAUUAACAAACAUCAGCUUGGUUUUAGGAAUAAAUCCACAGUUGAUGAUCGAUUAAUUGGUGAAAGUUGUUUAGGUGAUAUUCAACCAAUGUCUAUUGAUUCAUCUGUCGGAUUUCAACAAAUUGGUGGUCAUGAACAACAUAUAUUAGCACUGAGAGAGAGCAUAAUCCUACCGUUAAUGUAUCCUGAAGUAUUUUCAAAGUUCAAUGUUGAUCCACCUCGUGGCGUAUUGUUUUCCGGACCUCCAGGUACAGGAAAAACAUUGUUAGCCAGAGCUUUAGCUAAUGAAUGCAGUCGUUUGGCUGAAGAUAACAAUGGUUCCGGAAAACGUCGUGCUAUAGCAUUUUUUAUGCGUAAAGGAGCUGAUUGUUUAUCUAAAUGGGUUGGUGAAUCUGAACGUCAAUUGCGUUUGUUGUUUGAUCAAGCCUAUCGAAUGCGUCCUUCGGUUAUAUUUUUUGAUGAAAUCGAUGGUCUAGCGCCAGUUCGUUCAUCAAAACAAGAUCAAAUUCACGCUAGUAUUGUUUCCACUCUGUUGAGUUUAAUGGACGGUCUGGAUAAUCGUGCUGAAGUAGUAGUUAUUGGUGCAACCAAUAGACCCGAUGCUAUAGAUCCGGCUUUACGACGACCUGGAAGAUUUGAUCGUGAAUUCAUAUUCACUUUACCAAGUGAAGCCGUUAGACGUCAAAUUCUUGGUGUAAUAACCUCUAAAUGGGAUUCUAAACCAGAUUCGCUAUUACUAGAUCAGAUUGCUGCAACAACUACUAAUUUUUCUGGUGCUGAUUUAAAAGCGUUGGCGACAGAAGCAUGUCUAUGCUGUUUACGUCGAUGUUAUCCACAAGUUUAUAAAAGUCAUGUUAAACUAGCUUUGGAAUAUAAAUAUUUAGUGGUCUCACACUGUGAUUGGUUUGAAGCUUUACAAAUUGUUCGUGCAUCAAGUGAACGUUCAGAUGCUGAUGCAGCAGCAUCAAGUUUAACACCAUCUGCAAAUGCUCUGGCUGCUACUAUCCGUACACCUUUAUCACCGAAUCUAGCUAAACUGUUAAUACGUAAUGUUGAUAUAAUUGUGAACUAUUUAAGCAGAGCGCUAUUUGACCCUAGAAAACAAAUCAAUCCCACGGAUCAUUUUAAGUCAUCACGAUACUCAGCAAAUGAUAUUUCAUCAUGUAUUUUCAAAUCAAAAUUAUUCAUAAAUGGAAAUAUAUCAGAUAUUAUUAUGAAUGCUGUAUGGCAUAAAUUAGAGACAUUACAGGUGUUUACAAUAAAUUUGGCCAAUUUAUUUGCUUUUCCUGCAAGUAUUGGUAUGUGUCCUGAAGCAGCAGUUGCUCAAAUCAUCUCUUCUAUUCGACACGCUUUGAAUAAUUCAUCAACAUUAUCCUUUCGUAAUAAUUCUCAAAUGAAUGGAGUGGUUGUAUACUUACCUUCAGUUGACAGUCUUUUCAAAAGUAUCCCACAAUUAACUGGCCGCUAUCUUAUAGAUCGUUUGAAUGCUCUAGUCGAUGAAGUCAAUUGUGAAUUGAAUUAUAUUCCAUCAGCCCUAAUUGCUUCAGAAUAUGAUGGUGCUUCAUAUGAUAAUGAUAAUACUAGUCGUAGUGAUGUUGAUAAUCGUAAACUCUCUUAUGCUGCUAUAAAAAAUCCACGUCGAAUUGUUAUUAUUGGCACAUGUAAACAUCAAAACUAUAAAUCUGUCCCACCGAGAAUUGUUACUCCUCCAAAUAUUGAAAAACGUCUUCCAUCAGUGCGACAACCUAAUCUUAGUCCCAACAGCACAAACACACUUCGUGAAAACUGUGUCACAUUGUUCAAUACACCGACCGAAAAAUUACAAGAAGGCAAAUGCCAGUUAGUCAAUGGAAUAAAUCUGUCAGAUCGAUCGCCAAGCUCACCGUCGUCAAUUCAUUCAAGAUAUUCACCUAAGUCUAGUUUGCCUACGCUUCGUACUGGGAAUACUGUUAGUGUUAAUGAACCAGCUAUAAAGUAUUCAUAUGAUCGCGAUGUAGACAGUAUUAAAUUUCAAAUCAAUAUUAAUUUAUCUGAAUGUCGUAAAUCUUCAAAGACAUCAAAUGUUCAUCAUUCACCUUUAGUUAAUUCAGAUUUGAAUCCUUGUGAAAGUAACGCAGAUAACAUUCAUAAUAAUUCGUUAAAUGUUGAUCUUAGUGAUGAUUGUCCAAAGACUUUAGACUCUCCAAAUUCUAAUAAUUCCUUGUAUGUUAAUCAUAUGUUAAAUAAAAUAUUUGAUAUCAAUCAUACGGAAUUCAUAAAUUUAGAACCACCGAAUAGAGAUGAACGACUAGCAUUCUUUACUCCUGUUUUAAUUACAUGGCCACAGUUAACACAUACACAAUUAUUGGAUAUACGAGAUAAAUCUGCACAGCCACAUGGCACAUCUAUACCUACUCCAUCUCCUGCCGUUGAAAAUGAAGAAAAUUCGAGAAAAAACACUCGACAGGUUAAUUUCACCCCAGAAGAACUAGCCAUUAUAGAAUCUAGAGAAACACAAUUAUUUCGUCGUCUUAGACAAGUACUACGCCGUGUAGUAGCACAUUUGGCCAGUUUUCGACGAUUUGCUGUUUUCACUAGACCAGUUCAACUAGAAGAAGCACCAGAUUAUUAUGAUGUUAUAAAGCAACCAAUGGAUUUGGGUGUUAUACGUGAUAAAAUUGAUACACAUCAGUAUAAUAAUGUGAACCAUUUCAUGAAGGACGUGGAAUUAAUAUAUCGUAAUGCUCUUGAAUACAAUCCACCGAAUAUUCCUCGUAGUCGAGAUAUUCGCUCUAGAGCUUCAGAAUUUUGGGAUGAAGCAUGUAUUCGUAUUGAAGAAGAAAUUCAACCACCUGAUCUUAAUGAACUGUGUGAAGAAGCUAAUCUUGCACGUGCAGCACGUAUGUCAUCACUAAGCAACCAGAAAAACAAAGAAACAGAACCUCAUUCUCCCACCAAAACUAAUGAGAAGUUGCAAAAGAAUAUCACAAAACAACCAUUACCUCUUCCACAAGGUGAUCGUUAUAGUCGAAGAUUACAUGGGGAAUCACCAGUUUUGGAACUUGAUGAUAUAAUUCAGUUGCAGUCAUCCAGUAGACCUCGUCGUAAAUUGUCUUCAAGUACUCCAAAAAUUUCACCUGAUUUGCAAACAACCCAACAUGAUGCUGCUGCUUCUACUACUGAUCUUGACGCUCCAGACUCUUCUUCAAAUGUUAUGUUGAAACCGUUUGAAGGUGAUGCAAGUGAACACUUUCCCUCAAAGUCAACUACAGACAAUUUCCAGAGUGUAUCUCCUAAACACUCUGAUGUCCGAUCACCAUUAGGAACAUCUCCACCUGCCGAACACUGUCGUUCCAGUGCAUCACUUCAGGUUGAUUUAAAAAAGUUAAAUCAUUUCCUUGAUCAAGUUGUCCUACAAACAGACGGUUGGUCAGCGAUACAACUGGUUGAUCUAUAUACAGACUUUAUUAAUUUAAUUUUAUGGAAGUAUGCAUCACUGACAAAUCGUUUGUCUUUAUCAGAUGAUUUCGAGAAAAUUUUCGCAACGCAUCAGAACGCACCGAAUACAACUUCACACGCCAACUUCUAA
Messenger RNA from Trichobilharzia szidati, 4623 nucleotides. The record is from the annotation of a GenBank genome assembly. NCBI's taxonomy places the organism in Eukaryota, Metazoa, Platyhelminthes, Trematoda, Strigeidida, Schistosomatidae.